Molecule: messenger RNA, 1477 nt
Organism: Homalodisca vitripennis (glassy-winged sharpshooter)
Lineage: Eukaryota; Metazoa; Arthropoda; Insecta; Hemiptera; Cicadellidae
Product: FMRFamide receptor-like
Exons: 5
Coding region: 69-1163 (364 amino acids)
Biological process (GO): G protein-coupled receptor signaling pathway
Cellular component (GO): membrane
Molecular function (GO): G protein-coupled receptor activity
Source: RefSeq, a predicted model, not a curated record
CAGCUGUUGGCUGACGCGAGGUGGCGGGAAGACCACCGUCGCCAGUGUGUGCGUUGCCGCGGGCGGGGAUGGAUUGUGCGGAGAACUCUACCGAGAUCGUUGACGACGACAGCGCCGCGGUGCUCUUCAGAGACGGCGGACGUUUCUGGAUACAUCGUGGGCUCCAGCCGCUCUUCUGCGUGGUGGGGCUGGUGGGCAACCUGCUGACUGUGGUGGUCCUGACCCGUCCACGCAUGCGUUCUUCCACCAACACCUACCUGGCCGCUCUCGCGCUCUCUGACAUCGCCUACCUCGUCACCACCUGGAUACUCACUGCCGAGCAUUAUCCGGACAAUAAGGGCAGUGAGUACUUCUGGUUGUGGAGGCACUGGGGCUGUCUGCUCUGGCUGCACGAUGCUUUCAUGGGCAUAUCGGUCUGGUUGACAGCCGCGUUCACGUUCGAACGAUACAUUGCUGUUUGUCAUCCACUGCGGGGGCGAGUCUUCUGCACUGAGUCCAGGGCUCGACGGUUUAUCGUCACCAUCUACAUCCUGUGUCUCCUGCUCACCAGCACCACUCCCUUCGAGUGGAGCGUGGAGGAAAAGGAUGGUGUGGUCUGCAAGAAGAUGACGCCGCUAGGAUUAGACCCCAUGUACCGCACGGUCUUCUACUGGAGCUGGGCUACGCUGUUUGUCUUCGUGCCCCUCAUCGUUAUCUCCAUCUUCAACACAUUCCUGAUAGAAGCCGUACACCGCAGUAAACGGCAGAGAAGUGGACUCACGCAGCAAGUAGAACCUCGAGAUUGUGCCAAUAGCAGCAGACAACGACAAGAGAACAAGAUCACGACAACACUGAUAGCCGUAGUCAUACUCUUCAUCAUCUGCCAAACUCCUGCCGCAGUCAUGCUUGUGGUUUACCUCUUCUAUAAUCCUGACAAGAAUAGUCCAUCAGGAGCCAUCAUGCUUGGCCUAGGUAACAUCUUCAACUUCCUGACGACGGUGAACGCCUCCAGCAACUUCCUGCUGUACUGCGUGAUGAGUGACAAGUACCGACGUACGCUACUGUUGACGUUCUGUCCCUGCUUAGCCACUAGACACCAGCGGUCUCAUACGUUCACCAGCUACUACGCCAGCCACCACAACUCUUCUGUCCGCUUCAACUCCCCCAACACGCUCAACACGUAGCAUCAGGAGACCUUCUAGACGCUGUGCUGUACAUACCGUUCUGUGUCACUCUGAAUCUGUGGUGCUCCUGUUGUGUGGUUCAUGUUGAGUCAAACCAUGGGUGCUUAAGAAUUGCCAAUCAAUAUGGUGAGAUUUCCAAAAGACAAAAACUUAAUAAUAAAAAUUAAUAUUUAAAUUAAAUAUGCCAUACUGUUUAUCAAAACCAUUAAAGUAAUCACAUUUUCAACAAAUCCUAAAUGAUCCCAUGAAAUACUCAACUGAUACCUUUUGUGAUCUAUCAUUUCCAAUAAAAAUUUCCAAUCUGCUGGAGUUUA